Messenger RNA from Salvelinus sp. IW2-2015, 3744 nucleotides. The record is from RefSeq and is a predicted model, not a curated record. NCBI's taxonomy places the organism in Eukaryota, Metazoa, Chordata, Actinopteri, Salmoniformes, Salmonidae.
CGGUGUGUGUGGCCGCGAGGAGCUGACGAGACUAGAGCUGGUCCAGAGACUGGCGGAGAGGCAGUAGGGAGGGUGUGUCUUAAGGAAAGGGGUCGGGACGUCCUUGUGCUACAGAGAGUGCCAUCAUCAGUGACAUCACCUAACCCCGCUUCCUCGCCAUCAUCAGUGACAUCACCUAACCCCGCUUCCUCGCCAUCAGGGGGAGGGGCCAGAGAGGAGGACGGAGAGAAGAGGUAUGUGGUGGUGGCUGGAACACCCCUGAAGAUUCUAGAACACCUGCUGAGUGACCUACGACUGGAUGACCAGAGAGGAGCACCGGAGAGCAGAGUGUCUGAGCUGCUGCUGGAUGACUUCCUGUUGACAUACCUAGUGUUCAUGACGACCAACGACCUCUGUCAGGCCCUGCUCGGACACUACAGCAGUAAGCGUGUGCAUGGUCAAGGUCAGGAGGAUGGAAAGGAGGCCCUCUAUAGGAAGAGGAAAGUAUUACACCUAGUUGCUCACUGGACACGCCUAUAUAAGGACUUCCUAAGAGAGGACGAACACAUCAAGGCAUUCAUGAAGACUCUCUCCAGGUGUGUGUUAGAGGAUCUUUAUGAGUUUCCGUCUCUGGAGAAAGACAUGAAGGAGUUCCAGAAGCUUCUACGACGUAGACACACAGUGGAUGAAUGUCCUCCACAACAAAAGAGUAAGCCUCUGUUCCAGCAGCUCAGUUUAAAGGAGAACAGUCUGCCACUCCGCUUCCCUCGGGCUGACACCAAAGAGGUGCUGUGUCGUGUGUAUGUGAGUGCUGACUCGUACCUGUGUGUUUACACACACUCUUUGCUGAGCGUGGCAGAGCUGCUGAGGAUUGUGGGUCAGAAGAUGGACCGACCAGAGGAGGACAUGGUGCUGGUGACACACACACCUACUGGAGAAAGGAGGAUGUUACAGGCUGGUCAAUAUGUGUAUUCUGAGACUUUGACGCCACAGAGCAAACUGAUGGUCUGUCGGAGGGACCUCACACAUAUUAUGGUAAUUAACACCAUAUUCGCUGGUAGGAGAACAGUGAGGUUGCUGGUAAUCAACACCUGGGAUAUGGCUCUGUUUCUCACACAACUGGACUGGAACCUCUUCAACUCCAUACACGAGCAGGAGUUGGUGUAUUCCACAAUGAGCUGUAACGGAGGCAGCCACCGGGAGGGGCUAUUUGUAUUGCUGCAGCGCUGCAAUGAGGUCCAGCAGUGGGUUAUGUCUGAGGUCCUGAUGUGUGUGUCACUCAACAAACGAGUCCAGCUGCUCAAGAAGUUCAUAAAGAUGCACUGUAAGGCCCAAAGGAACCUGAACUCAGCGUUUGCCAUCAUCAUGGGACUCAACACAGCAGCCGUCAGCAGACUCAACAUAACCUGGGAGAAAGUUCCGGGGAAAUUCAAGAAGAUCUUCUCUGAACUGGAGCUGAUCACAGACCCGUCACUGAACCAUAAGGCCUACAGAGAUGCCUUCAAGAAGAUGAAGCCUCCUAAGAUCCCRUUCAUGCCCCUGCUGUUGAAAGACAUCACCUUUAUUCACGAGGGAAACAAAACCUUUCAGGACAACCUGGUCAACUUCCAGAAACUGCACAUGAUCGCCGACACAGUGCGUCUGAUUCGCCACUGCCAAAGCGACCAACUCGGUAACGAGGUGGUGGGGAGCGACAGUGCAGAGGUCAGGGCGAGCGUUCACUACCUGCACAUCAUCGACAAUCAACAGACACUGUUCCAACUGUCACACAAGCUGGAGCCUCGCGCCUGAACACACACUCUCCUAGAGGACCUUCACAGAAAAUACACUUUAUGUUGAAGGUGCCAUUCAAGCCACUGGCUCUUAGCCAAUCACAGUUCAGCAUCCUGAUUCAGCCAGCCAACCACAGAGCUGCACACUGAGACGGCUUCAGACUGAAAAUGUAUAUCUGUCAACCUGAUUCAGACUGUUUUUCUAUGAAGGUCAAACUUUGACGGACGACAAAGACCAAGGAGAAGACAGACGGCCAUUCGUUAUUGUUCUGUCAUGAAUAGUGUUUUUAAGCUAGUCUCCAGAGGAGUUUGUACAGUUACUGAGAUUGUGUGUUGUUUCUGGUCUGAAGUUAACAGUUUCAUUGUAUUAAUUAUCCUCAGUAGGGAAACAGUCAAGAGACUGCAGAUAGUAACUGUUAGUAUAUGACUGGAAAUCAUGCAGUAGACGUACAGGAGAUGUAUAUUGUAUGUGUUCAGGCCACAUGGUGAGAUAUGCCUCUGGAUGACAGUGCCACGGAUGGGGGGGAGAUGUCCGGAUGGGGAUGCCAUAUACAGAUUACACACACAUCGCUUUUUAAAUUGUAUCUGUAGGAACCACAAAGUCCUCACCAUUUCUGGUCCUGUCAUACCACAACAUAAAGGUCCUAUUAUUACACAUUGUUAUUGGGCGUUAAUACCAUGGUAUUAUAGAGAUUAUUAUUACAUUGUUAUUACACUUUUACUGACUGAAGAGUGAGAGAUAUGCUGUUUCAAUGCCUGUUACACACAGAUUUCACUAAGCAACAUUGCCUUGGUUUAAACCCAGUGAAUGCAUUCAACACUGAUCAAGUACAUCACUGUUAAGACCUGGUGUAUUCACACUGACUGAUCAAGUACAUCACUGUUAAGACCUGGUGUAUUCACACUGACUGAUCAAGUACAUCACUGUUAAGACCUGGUGUAUUCACACUGACUGAUCAAGUACAUCACUGUUAAGACCUGGUGUAUUCACACUGACUGAUCAAGUACAUCACUGUUAAGACCUGGUGUAUUCACACUGACUGAUCAAGUACAUCACUGUUAAGACCUGGUGUAUUCACACUGACUGAUCAAGUACAUCACUGUUAAGACCUGGUGUAUUCACACUGACUGAUCAAGUACAUCACAUGAAGCUACGGUACAGUGUUCAGGUGUGUAGAAGCAGGGCAGUAGUGCUAUAUAACUAUUUAUUGUAAUAUUUCGUUUAUUUAUGUUUCUCUACAGAAUGUGACAGUCCUGUGUGCCAUAUCACACCAGAGCUGUAUAAAGACAGACCUCGGUAAAGAUUUGCAGGACAUAUGUGUAAAUACAUUGAACUGUGUCCAAAAAGGUUUGCUGGUUGAGCUGAAAUGCUGUAAUGUUUAAAACAGGAGACUAGGGAGUGGAGUUGGUCCAGUGAAUGUUACUGUCCUAUGUGAUUUCAUAAUGGGGGGAAAAGAGAAAAAAGACAAAUGAAGAAGAGACGGAGGGGUGUUGUUGUUUUCUUGCCAUGAUGAUGUAAAGUUCUGUUUUAAAGAAUGUUGUUGUUUGCAUGACGUGACAUCCCCACCAGAUCACAAUGCAAGAUGACACUAAGAGCGUGUCCAAAAUUGCAUCCUAUAUAGUGCAUUACUUUUGACCAGAGCUAUGUGGCCCUGGUCAAACAUAGUGCACUAUAUAGGGAAUAGGGAGCUCUGGUUAAAAGUAGUGCACUAUAUAAGCCAGGGAAUAGUGUGCCAUUUCAGAUUUGCUCUAAGGCUUUAUACCACUGUAAUAUUGUUGAUUUGUAAAUAUGCAUAAUGUUAUUAUUUCUCUGUUUUAAAGGUAGGCCUACAUUCCACAAUAGGAUGUCUUCAUACACAGCGGGAGAAAGAAAAGAGCAGUAUGUUCCCCGUCCCUAACUGCUGAAGCCACACGUCUUUUCUAAAGAGAGGUUUACUACGUCAAAGUUUUACUGGAGAUUAUGAAUAAAUUAUAGCUUUUAUGUCAUAUUAAA